UCAGUUUUAUAUAACACUUCGACUAACGUAUAGAUUUACGAAUUGGAUUUUAUAACCUUGAAGAUGUGACCGCGCUUGUUUCGCAGAACACCGAUUAUCUCGUAUAAAACUACGCCUACAUUAAGACAUUCUUAAUUCUCUUUAUUAUCUAAUAUACAUCUGUUCUACGUUAACAUUUUGCAUUAUUAAAAUCAAAAGUAACAUUCGUAAAAUUAUGGAAAAUUUUAUCAUUGUAAUACAUUUCGAUCGUAUAGUAAAACAAUUAUUUUUUUGUUUACAUUAUUUACUACUAAGUACAUAUUUUAGUUGACAGAUGGUGCUAGUUAAAAUGUAAUUCUUUCCGGUCAAUUAGUGGAUAAAUUGUUGUUCAAGUUUACAUUUUUUAGCAUCCAAAAUAGCCAAAUGAUAAUGGAGACGAAGCUAAAGCCCUCUAAUGUUGAUUAUGAUUGGAAAAAUGCAGAGAUGAAAGUCGAGAAACAUUAUUUUUUAAUUUCAAGAUUUUUAGGUAUUUCUAAUACAUGGACAGGCAAAAAGAUUGUGACUGUAAUUAUAAUACUUGUAUUAUUAUUUGCAUCGACUUUAAUAGCUUUGAUAAUUAUCGUCUCAUAUCGGCCAGAAAAGAAUGAAGUCUGCAGGUCUAUCAGCUGUUUAGAAGCAGCAUUAGAUUUAAAAAGGGGAAUCAACGAAUCUAUAGAUCCUUGUGAAGAUUUUUACACGUUUGCGUGUGGAAAAUACGCUAAUGUUAAUAGAAAUGAUAAAAUUAGUGAAAUUAGAAGCGAUUUUAUAAAAAAUCUAAAAGAUAUUAUCGACGAUGCUUGGAUUAUUCCUAACUUACCAGAUCCUCUUGAACAAUUCUUCAUUGUAUAUAACAGUUACACUAGUUAUCAAUAUGUAAAAGAAAAGGAUCUCGAAUGGCUAAAAAUACUUAUUUAUAAAUUGGGAGGAUGUUCAAUAAUUGACGAAAAUUGGAGAGAAUAUAUUUAUAACUGGGAAGAAAGUUAUGCCAAAGCAAUGAAAAUGGGAGCUCAUAUGCCAAUAUUUUCAAUUUCCGUCCAACCUGACAGAAGGAAUACAAAAAGAAAUAUUAUUACAAUCAUGAAAACGUUUCUAACACCACAAAAUAAUGAAAAAAAUCGCGUAUUACGAACAACAUAUUUGCCUUUCCUCGCUGAUUUAACACAGGAAAAUUUCGAAGAAUUAUUAAACGAAAUAGAGGAAAUUGAUAAAGAACUAUUAGAUGAAAGUGAAGCCAGUGAUGUAAUGAUGGAUGAAACAGAAACUGAGUUUAUGACUAUUGAGAAAUUAGUACAAUCGCAAAAAGAUUGUGACUGUAAUUAUAAUACUUGUAUUAUUAUUUGCAUCGACUUUAAUAGCUUUGAUAAUUAUCGUCUCAUAUCGGCCAGAUUUCCUCGCAUUGANUCGAAUGAAACGGGAAAAGUUAUUUCUUCUACAAUAAAUUUGAUGGAGAAAUUAAGCAAAUCAUUUGGUUAUGCUCUGGACUACUUAUAUUAUCAUUACAUGAAAACUCAAUUACAAAAAAUAAAUUUUACCAGCGAAAUUACUGAUUACUUAAAGGAAUUCAUGUCGCAUUCAUUGAGUAAUAAAUCUUGGUUGGAUGCCGAAACAAAAAGAGUAAUUAAUGAUAAGAUUAAAAAAAUGAUAAUAACAACAAGAUUUCCCGAAAUUAUUGAAAAUACUGACAUGUUUAUUUACUAUUAUAAGGACUUGCCAAUUAUGACUUCGAAUCCUUAUGAAAAUAUAAUUAAUUUAGAGAAAUUUCAUUAUCGAAAAGUUCUUGAAACUCUGUCCAAACACAAUAAAAGAGAAGCAUGGGAAACGGAUACUUACAGCAAAAUUUCAGCAACGGGAAUUUCUCCACAUUAUAUAUCACAUCAGAAUAAAGUUGUUAUUACUCAGUCUUUUCAACUUGAUUUUAUGUUGAAUGCCAAUUAUCCUGCAUAUGUGAAUUUUGCUAGAUAUGGAUUUAUUCUAGCACAUGAAAUUGUUCAUUCUCUUGAUAGACGAGAUGUUACAAGGAGCAGCAUUGGAAACGUGAUGAAUUUAUGGUCAGAAAAUUCAAAUAAAGAAUAUAUUGAAAGGAUACAGUGUAUGAUAAAUCAAUAUGGAUCAUAUGAAAUAUUAAAUGGAGUUAAGAUUAAUGGGAAGAAAACAAUAAAUGAAAACAUGGCAGACAAUGGAGGUUUGAGGCAUGCUUAUUUGGCAUAUAAAGAAUAUAUAAAUAACAAUAAAACAUCAAAUACUCAUACUUUAAUAGGUUUUGAAAAUUAUACUCCAGAACAAAUGUUUUUUAUAUCAUAUGCAAGUGAUGAUUUUGACACAGAUACGCAAAAACAUAGAAUCAUAAGAGAAAGAAGUAAAGACCGGUAUGCGAAUUUUGCUCGGUAUGGUACUCUUUUAGCACAUCAAAUUACUCAUUCUCUGGAUACAGAAAAUAUUCGUUUAGACAAACUUGGAAAUUUAAAUAUUAAUAUCAUAUGGUCAAAAGAAUCACUAAUAGGGUACAAUAAAAGAGUACAAUGCUUGGUUGAUCAGUAUGGAUCCUAUGAAAUUGAAGGAGAUAAUGUGAACGGUAUUAAAACAAUAAAUGAAAACAUAGCAGAGAAUAGCGGCUUGAGACACGCAUAUUUUGCAUAUAAAGCGUAUUUAAAGAAAUAUGAAAAUGAAGGAAAGGAUAUUAUUGAAGACUUCGAAAUGUAUACUCCGGAUCAAAUGUUCUUCAUAUCAUACGCAACUAUUAAUUGGAAGAAGUUAUUCGAUUACAUUUUUGAAGAUGUCGACUUACCUGAAGAAUCAGAUAUAACAUCUCAGACAGAAAUUAUGAUAUGGGGAAAAAAUAAAUUAUUACAGUUUUUCAAGGUGGAUGAGAAGGAAAGUUUUAAACGGUAUGCGAAUUUUGCUCGGUAUGGUACUCUUUUAGCACAUCAAAUUACUCAUUCUCUGGAUACAGAAAAUAUUCGUUUAGACAAACUUGGAAAUUUAAAUAUUAAUAUCAUAUGGUCAAAAGAAUCACUAAUAGGGUACAAUAAAAGAGUACAAUGCUUGGUUGAUCAGUAUGGAUCCUAUGAAAUUGAAGGAGAUAAUGUGAACGGUAUUAAAACAAUAAAUGAAAACAUAGCAGAGAAUAGCGGCUUGAGACACGCAUAUUUUGCAUAUAAAGCGUAUUUAAAGAAAUAUGAAAAUGAAGGAAAGGAUAUUAUUGAAGACUUCGAAAUGUAUACUCCGGAUCAAAUGUUCUUCAUAUCAUACGCAACUAUGUGGUGUGAUUCAGAAACGGGCGGCGAAUUAAAAUAUCGUAUGAAUCGUGAUGAACACAGUCCACAGAAAUUCAGGAUCAUUGAAACAGUUUCUAACAUGAAAGAAUUUUCAGAGGCAUUUAAAUGCGGUAACGAUAAACCUAUGAAUCCGGUUGACAAAUGUAUUUUGUGGUAACUUAAACGUCUUUAUUAAUACGUUGCGUUAAAAUGACGAGAAUAAAUAUCAUAGAGAUACUGUUGCUAAAAGAAACCCUGAAUAUAACUACUUAUAUCUAUCUUAAUAAGUGAACUUAAAGGAUAAAUAUAUUUUUGUUAUUAAAAGGACACUAGAGAAGAAAGAAGAUUGUUGUUUUUCGUGAAAUGACUCGAACUUCAAAUGAUCUUUAAAUAAGUAAAUAAUCGGUAUAAUCCAAUAAAACGUUAUUCAUUUAUCUGGAUUUGAAAAAUCUUAACGGAAUUUCUGGUGUAAAUUUCUUAAUUGUUAUUGUAUUUAUCGCAAGAUGAAAUGUAAUUUUUAAUUGUAGAAUUCCGUCGGAUGGCAACGUCGGAUGGCAAUUAUGUUUAAAAAUAAAAU
This is a messenger RNA of Centruroides sculpturatus (bark scorpion), 3849 nucleotides long. RefSeq names its product endothelin-converting enzyme 1-like. The coding region runs from base 403 to 3450 and encodes 1015 amino acids. Lineage: Eukaryota; Metazoa; Arthropoda; Arachnida; Scorpiones; Buthidae. Gene Ontology annotation, cellular component: plasma membrane. Gene Ontology annotation, biological process: protein processing. Gene Ontology annotation, molecular function: metalloendopeptidase activity. The record is from RefSeq and is a predicted model, not a curated record. The transcript is spliced from 32 exons.